Messenger RNA from Cryptomeria japonica (Japanese cedar), 2714 nucleotides. RefSeq lists its product as uncharacterized. Bases 86 to 2539 code for a protein of 817 amino acids. The record is from RefSeq and is a predicted model, not a curated record. The transcript has 3 exons. NCBI's taxonomy places the organism in Eukaryota, Viridiplantae, Streptophyta, Pinopsida, Cupressales, Cupressaceae.
AGUUUUGGAUCGAUGGGAAUGUUUGAGAUCAGAGGAAAUCUUGAGACUGAAAUUCUGAGCUAAUAGGGAAGCUUAAAUAGUUAAGAUGCUGAAUGUUGCGGCUUUCAGUUUGGUGCUGUUGUCGUUGGUGACUGCUGGAGUAUGGUCGCCCGAGCCUAUUCAUCAGGCAGCACAGCAUCAGAGCACUGUGAAGCCAGAGGAACCUAAAGUUCUGGUGAGUGAAGCGCACGGAGUUAUUGUUGUGGAAUAUGAAAGAAAGGGUGUUUUGGACGCUGCAAAGAAGGGUACUCAUGAUGCCAUUCACACUGCUGCGGAUUAUGCUGAGCUGACAGGACACAACAUUCGCAACGCGGCUUCUCAAGUGGAGGAGGCUGCUGAAAAGGCUGCCGAUGUCGUCGGAAGAGGCGCUCGCAAGUUUGAGGAGGCUGGCGAGCAAGCUGUCCAUGUUAUCAGAAGUGGUGCUGAUAAGACCAAGGAUACCGUUAAAUCUACUGCAGGAAAGGUCAAGGAUAAGGCUGCUUCUGUGCUUCACCAUCCAGGGAGUGAGAAAGAGGUAAGUAAAGAUGAGAGGGUGGAGGGGUAUGUAAAGAAUAAACCUGGAGAAAUAUACACUUCUGCAAAGGAAAAGAUUUCUGAGGCUGUGGAUUCCGUUAGAGAUGCAGCCGCCGGAGCGAAAGAGCGUUUCAAGGACAGGUACCACGAAGCCACUUCGCACCUGCCUAAAGUCGGGCAAGGUAUAGUGAAUGAGGAAAAUGCAGAGUUAUAUGGUCUUUACAGAGAUUCGAACCCUGAAUCUACCUGGGAGAUCGCUAAUGUGAUAACUUUUGGAGAGCAUAUCGACAAGGCAGGGGAAAGCUUAAAGGACGCUAGUCGAAGAUUGAGAGAGGUGGCUGCAGAGAAAAUAGAGAAAAUUAAAACUUUAAAAGGUGAAGCUCAGGAGAAUUACAGAGAGAAUGUAGAGUCGGCUGGACAAGGUUUAACCAGAAGCUUCCAGACUGUGAAGGAAAAAGCAGAUGAUGCAUAUGAUUCCGCCAAAGACAAAGUUUCCGGCACCGGCGAAAAAAUCAGAGGAACUGCUGAGGAGGCUUACGAUUCUGCUAAAGGUAAACUCUCCGGCGUCGGACAGAACAUCAAAGGAGGUGCAGAGCAAACUUAUGAUUCCGCCAAAGGCAAAGUUUCAGACACCGGCGAAAAAAUCAAAGGAAGCGCUGGGGAGGCUUACAAUUCUACUAAAGGUAAAAUUUCUGGCACGGGGCAGAAAAUCAAAGAAGGCGCAGAGCAAACUUAUGAUUCCGCCAAAGGCAAAGUUUCAGACACAGGCGAAAAAAUCAAAGGAAGUACUGAGGAGGCUUACGAUUCUGCGAAAGGCAAAAUUUCGAGCACGGGGAAGAAAAUCAAAGAAGGCACAGAGCAAUCUUUCGAUUCCGCUAAAGGUAAAGUUUCCGACACCGUCGAGAUAUUGAAAGAAAGUGCUGGUCACACCCACGAUUCUGCCAAAGGCAAAGUUUCCGGCGCUGGGAAGAAAAUUAAGGAGAGUGCAGAACAGGCUUUUGAUUCUGUUAAGGGCAGAGUUGCAGAUGUGGGCGAGAAAAUUAAAGAUGAUGCAAAGCAGACUUAUGAUGCAGCAAAGGGCAAAGUUUCUGGUGACGGAUAUAAAACAGAGGAAACCCUAGGGAAGGCUUAUGAUUCUUCAAAGGAUCCCACCUCUGGAGGAAAGGACAGCCAAGAGUUUGAUCAUGUUGAACAUGGUGAAAGAAUCCUUAGAAUCCAGCGGGUUCUCAGACACGCCGGAGAAGUUGCCAUUGAAAAGUUCCGGCAGGCCAUGGACGAAGCCUAUGGCAAAUCCAGUAAUGGUUCUCACUUAUCUGAAAAUGCUGACGAUUUUGAGACUCGAACCACAAACCUCUUGAAAGACGCGGUUAUAAAUCUCACUGAUGGUUCUAUCAAGCAGUCGCAUUUGUUGCCUUCUAGAUUCGAACGGCUGCCACUUAGAGAGUCGAUGAAAGUGGGAACAAGAAUACUUCAUUUGUUAGCAUUUUCUACAUUAUAUGGGAGCUCCGUGUGGGUGAACCUCUUGGCAGGGCACGUUCUGGCAGCCACCAUUCCCAGGCAGCAGUUUGCUUUGAUUCAGAGUAAAAUGUACCCUCUUUACUUCAACACCAUGGCAUUUGGCUUGUCAAUCUGCCUUCUCACUCACCCGGCCAUACAUCCCUCGAAGUCUGAAGCAGGCAUCCAGAGAUUGCUGGGCUAUAAUCUCCUAUUUUCUCUUCUUUUCACGCUUGCCAACUUGCUUAUCCUGGAGCCCAGAACAACCAAGGUGGUGUUUGAGAAGCUCAGGGUUGAAAAGGAGGAAGGAAGGGGAACUGACGUAGCAGACAACACAAACGAAGACAAUGUUUUAAAAUGCAGAAUUAUGCGACUAAACAGGAAAUUGAAGUUUCUUCACAGGCUUUCAUCCCUUGUAAAUAUGCUAACAUUCAUGAGUCUGUCAUGGCAUCUGGUAUAUCUCUCUUCCUAUAUUAAGGAUACAGUUGUAUAAGUAGGUCUGGCAAAAGAUACAGUUGUAAAAGUGUUUGUAUAGGCAAAGUCGUCAAUACCACUGUUGUAAUUAGGGUCGAAUAUGUAUGUAUGAUGCAAGGCUCACACUUCAUCAGAAGUGUUUUUGAUUAAUACCUGUAUUUAUUAAAUAAGUUAUUUACGCCCUGUUCUGUUUU